AUGGCAGAGCAGCCCAAAAACCUAACAAUACCCUUGAAAUUGGACGCAUUUGUCUUUAACAGAAGUGUCUGCAAUGGCAAUGAGGACGAUGCGAAAAUUGCACCUAUCACCCAGCCCAACUACACCUUCCUGCAGCUCAAUGAUACCCUCAUCCAGCCAGACAUUCUGGAUCAUGUGGAUCUUCACAAUGCCAUUCCAGCGGAGUCCAACCCACGACUGAUGGACUUGGGUCAGGGAACGGUGCGAUCAAAUCGCGUUGGAGUCUAUUUGCAUUGGAUCCUUCCACGAUUCUACAGAAGUGGUGCAGCAGCUAGUCCCUCUGGAGCUCCUGGUCAUACCCAACGACGACAACAGAAGGGACUCAGGGCGUCAGGGGCAGAGAAUCCAGCGAAUGACUACUCAGCACCCGAGUUCCCAGCAUUACCAAACCGGUGGUUGGUGAUUCGGACACUGGACCCUAAUGCCCCAACGACAGCUCCAAAGGGAGCUGAGAUCGAUCCGGUAGAGGCAUGGGUGAUUGAGAGCGAUCGACUGCGCUCAAUCGACGACGAAGCUCUCAGCAAUGCAGAUCUCCAAGUUGAUAUCUCGCCAUAUAUUACCUCGAACAAAGAGAGCAUUGGAAAUAUAAACCUUAAAAAACAAGCAGAAGCAUUCAUCGGGUACAAGCAGCGUGCCAAUCAGUGGAGCGAGGACCCCAGCAAGGCUCGAGUGGACUUGACGGCCGUAAGCAGCUCCAACCAACUGUUUGUGGACUACCAGCCUCACUGUAGCAAUGUGUUUUCAACGGUCGAUACCUUUGCAUGCAAGAUCAACGGCACCGACAGCCAUCUCACCCAAGCUGUUGCGAGCUACUAUGUUAUCGGAUGGCAUUCUGAAGCGGCCGACGGGCCAUUUGGGAAAAUGGACCCGAGUUCGCAUUUGACACGCCGCGGCCGCAUGGAUGCUCUGUCAAUGGCAAUGAAAGGCGAAAAGGAGCUCCCAGAGGAAAUAAAAAAAUGGCUCGGUUCCGAAGACCCAGCGCAGAUUCUGUGCCACGGCGCGAUGUAUGAUGUAGAGUGGAACGCAUCCACACUGCCACCCAAAGUGCCGGCGAACGACGCCUCGCAGACACUCACUGAUUCCAUGUCUGUCGCCGUGGGGACGACACCAAUAGACUCGUUGCUUGCGUACAUAGAAAGCCAUAAGACGGAAGGGCUGGAGCAGGACCUGCGCCUGAUCGCGCCCCUUCUGCGCGCCCAGGAUGAAGGAGUCGACGCUCACCGCGCUGCCACCGAUGAGGUCCUGAACUGGAACUUUGCACGAGAGUCGGGCGGCCAAUAUUGGCUGUUCCAGAGUCCAGACGACAAACCGGCAGUGAAGCCCAGCGACACGGAGGCGGCAUACCUGGAGCAGCUGAACCGGGCGCAGCGGAUGCUGGAUGGCACCUCUCGACAAAUCCUGCAGCUGCAGUGGCAGUUGUUCUCGUACUGGUGGCAGCUCGCGAGCUCACCGGAGGCGUCGCCCCCACCGAUGCCGGUCGAGGCGCUGACUAACCGCAUCAACAAGUUGAUCGGCCUGGCGCAGACCCUGCAGACGUUCAUCGACAGCCUCUCGCGAGACACCAGCAAGUUCUCGCGUCUGCCCCAGAGCGGCGUGCUGCGGGAGUUCAGCCAGCCGCGCGACCCGACACUGCUGGUCGCUGGAAUCAGUGCUGGCUGGCCGGACGACUAUCUCGACCGCCUGGAAGUCCGCUUGGAUACACAGCUGGUGGGGGCAACACCCUCCUUCAACGUGUCCCCGUUCUGCAUCGACCGACUGCCGCAACCACUUCAGAAAACCGCUCAGGCCCUGGUUGAAGAGUUUGUGGCUCUCAGAGUUGGAGAAGUCACUCCUCCCAAGUACCAUUAUGUUCCUCUUUACCACGACCACGGCAAGCAUGGGCUGGCCACCGAUCCUCUCCGAGACCAAUGGGGCAAAACCCAACCUUGGGCCCCGCUCUUCCUCGAAUGGCAGGCCGACUACUUUCACAUUCCAUGGAAGGAUUGGGACCUCGUCCAGGAACAAAAGGGCCAGCUGGAUCCGCAUUGGAGGUUCGGGAUUACUCCUGGUACAGAUCUCGCGAAAGAGCAAAUCAAAGACAUCAGGUCUCUCUCAGGGCGAAUCCUACUCCUUCCGCAGCCGAGCUUCUCGCUCCAGGCCGCGAUCGACCAACUGUUCAACAGCAUCGAUCCAGAGGUUUUGAAGAAAUACUUACCCACCAAGGAGCAGCGUGAUAAUGUCCUCUACAAUACAUACAAGCUUCCGUUCCUCUCCGCACCCCUGGAUGGCUUCACUGACCAUCUCCUCACUCUAUCGCAUGGCACGCACAUUAAGCCCAAUGCCAGAUAUCCUGGAGAGGGCGUCCAACCUAUGGUGGAUGCGUACAAGGGCCCUUUUCACUAUAAUGAACUGAAGCUGAUUGGCAUCCAUUCCGAGAUGACCCCUUACGCCUCUCUUGUACGAUUCACCGCGGAGCAAGCGUUGAUGACUACGGCCGUCUCACACGACGAUCCUAGCCCCGUCCCGUUCAAGCCGGUAACACACGGACAAUUCCGCUUCAAGAAACUGAACAUUAUCGACAAGUUUGGUCAGGCAAUCAACGCCAUUGACCCUCGUUACGGCCACGAAGACCGCGAGGCCGUUUAUCCGCAUAUCAGCGAGUAUUUUGCUCCUCAGCUCCUUCCAGAUGGUCAGCCCAACGUUGUCCGUCAACCGGUUGAAAAAGGCUACUGUGAAUUUACCCAAGUUCCUCCCGGAAUAAAUCAACAUGCCCGUCUGAACUCCGCUUUCAUGAUCCAUGAUACUCGAUCCGACACCCACCCUACGGACUAUUCCUACUGGAGACCAGUGACAGAGUGGGAAAACCCCAUCUGGGGUUGGAUAGUUCUCAACUAUGUUGACUACGGUAUUCAAGUUUUCCUACCCGACGGCACGUUCUAUCGUGAGGUCCGCAUCGCUUCUCCAACUGCGCCGCAGCACACUUCCACCAGCGCUAAAUGGCUGCCAUUCAACCCGCCAGCGACAUCUCCUGACACGGGCCAGCUUGAUCAGCUCUUAAACAAGCUGGCCGACCCCGAUCAAACUUAUUUGCUUGCCUUCUUAGACAUGGCAAACAAAUCACUCGAGUCCAGUUCAUCGGUCCCAAGCGCCUAUGCCACGUUCAUGAAUUCACUUGUAGGCCGGCCGUUGGCGCUGGUCAACGCUGGCUGGUCUCUUGAAUUAGCUACUGAUGCCAAAUCUAAUCAGUCUACCCUCGAUCCCCGUCCGCCAAAGUUGGGACUUUUGGGUGGACAAGAUAUCUACCAAUUCCCAGUCAAGCUGGGGGAUGAGAAUCGAGCAAGUGAUGGCUUGGUCGGCUACUUCAAGACUAAGUCUAGACUUAAGGCAGGCGAUGAGCUUGACCUAAGCAAAAUUUUUACUUACUACACUGGCAACAAUCCCACUGGUCCAUUAGAGGAGAUUUCCACCACGAAUUUCCCUGAUUUCCAGGCUUUCUGGCUAAAGCCAGAUUCCUACAUUGAACGCGGCAAUGAUGCCCAGCAAGGGGCACAGGAAUUCUUCCGAGAUUGGAAUCGUGCCUUCCAAGUUUUUGGAAUGAUAAUUGAUCCUUUUGUGCCUGUGACGGCUUACAGCAGCAUGUUACCCAUGAACAACCUGCGCCUCCCGCCUUGGACGUGGCAAAAAGCAUUUGAGAAAAUGACGGCCUUCUUCCAUAUGGGACCCACUAUCGUGAGUGAUGACGUGCAACAAUACUAUCACUCAGACAAGGCUCUCUCGGCGGAUUACAAGUUGUAUCCACCCAGCAGUGACCAGACGAUAGAAGGUAGUGCGGUGGGUAUCCCUUCCCUCCAGUCGGCCAGUUGGGCGUGGCUUCAGCCAUUCAUAAAUGCAACUUCGGAUAAUCCGCAGUACAUGGCAUUGGGCUUGGGGAAAGUGGACAGCAAGCCCAAAUACCAAAAGGGUCCGUAUACAGCAAUUGAGGGGUAUUUACAGCUGAAAGCGCCGAUUAUUAGGCCUGAAGAUGCAGCUUCUGGCAGUGCUGGACCAGGAUAA
This is a messenger RNA of Coccidioides immitis RS, 4071 nucleotides long. RefSeq lists its product as uncharacterized. Bases 1 to 4071 code for a protein of 1356 amino acids. The transcript has a single exon. NCBI's taxonomy places the organism in Eukaryota, Fungi, Ascomycota, Eurotiomycetes, Onygenales, Onygenaceae. The record is from RefSeq and is a predicted model, not a curated record.